AUGUCCGCCUCCGGAGAUGGAGGCCAGGCCCCGGGUGGCCAGGAGAGCCCCAUGGAUGAGGAUGAGGCGGGGGCCCCGGCGGCCGGAGGGGGCAACGAGGUGGCCGGCGGCGAGGCGGGGGCCGGCAGGGAUGGAGUAGCCAGGGGCGAUGGGGUGGCCGCUGGAGACGGAGUGGCUGGUGGCGAUGGGAUGGCCGGAGACGAAGCGGUCGGUGGCGACGGGGUGGCCGGAGACAGAGAACGGGUGGCUGGAGACGGAGAGGCAGUGGCCGGAGAUGGAGACUGGGAGGCCGGAGACGAGGACAGAGUGGCCGGCGGGGAUCGGGUGGGUGGGGGUGGAGUGGCCGGCGGAGCAUGGGUGGCCGGAGAUGGAGACUGGGAGGCCGAAGACGAAGACAGAGUGGCCGGCGGGGAUUGGGUGGGUGGGGGUGGAGUGGCCGGCAGAGACUGGGCGGCCGGCGGAAACUGGGGGGCCGGAGAUGGAGAGGCCGGCGGAGACGGGGUGGCCGGAAACGAAGUGGCCGGCGGAGACUGGGUGGUCGGAGCAGGAGUGGCCGGUGGAGACGAGGUGGCCAGAGGUGGAGACGGAGGGGCCGGAGGCGGAGACGGAGACGGAGGGGCCGGAGGCGGAGACGUGGUGGCCAUGGGCAACAGAGUGGCCGGAGGCGGAGUGGCCGGAGGCGGAGACGGAGCGGCUGGAGACGGAGUGGCCGGUGGUGGAGACAUGAUGGCCAUGGGCGACAGAGAGGCCGGCGGCGGAGACGGAGCGGCCGGCGGCGGAGACGGAGCGGCCGAUGGAGGAGACGCAGCGGCCGAUGGCGGAGACCGAGUGGCUGGAAACGGAGUGGCCGGUGGUGGAGACGGAGCGGCCGAUGGAGGAGACGGAGCAGCCGGUGGCGGAGACAGAGCGGCCGAUGGCGGAGACGGAGUGGCUGGAGACGGAGUGGCCGGUGGUGGAGACAUGAUGGCCAUGGGCAACGGAGUGGCCGGCGGUGGAGACGGAGCGGCCGGCGGCGGGGACGGAGCGGCCGAUGGCGGAGACGGAGCGGCCGGCGGCGGAGACGGAGCGGCCGGGGACUCCGGGCCCCACCCUGCCGAGGCUGCCGUUUUGGCCGCGCCUCCGGAAGGCCUCGGGGAGGAGGCGGUGGGCCCCGAGGGCGGGAACGCCUUCGAGGCUGGCGAGGACUCGGACUUCGGGCCGGCAGACGAGGACGAGGACGGGGCGGAAGAGCCGGAGGCCGCCGGGGACGGAAUUGUGGACGCCCACCAUUUCCCAAUGGUGGGCUUCCGCUUUACAUUCCUGGACCUGGUGCAUUCACUGCUACACCUCGUCCACUACAACAACCACAUCCUCGUGCGGCCCGGGCCUCUGCAGCUCAACGUUCCCCCUGCGCCCCCAGCGGCGACCGCGGCCCACGAGGCCCAGGGCUCGUCGUCAUCGUCGUCGCCGUCGUCGUCGUCGGAGGCUACCUGGGAGACCGCGGAGGAGCCUGACAAGGAGGAGCCGGCGGCCACAGAGGGAACAACAAACUAUCAGCAGGAAAACUCUGAUAAGGAGGCGCAAGUCUCGGAGAGCGGGGAAGAAGAGACGUCUAACAAACAACAAGAAGGAUCUCACUGAAAAGCAUUUGGACCCACCACAGAACAGGCCCCAAAAAUCCAGCUGGGAGGAACAAAACGAGAUGAAGAAAGAACAAAGAACCUGUUCAUUGUUUCUGGUUUCUCAUUUUCUAGAAGCGCAUGGGAAUUUUAUUAACACUGACGUCAUUCCAAACCACAUCCCCCAAAGAGUGACAUC
This is a messenger RNA of Prionailurus viverrinus (fishing cat), 1797 nucleotides long. RefSeq names its product cancer/testis antigen family 47 member C1 (gene CT47C1). Lineage: Eukaryota; Metazoa; Chordata; Mammalia; Carnivora; Felidae. The record is from RefSeq and is a predicted model, not a curated record. Bases 1 to 1620 code for a protein of 539 amino acids. The transcript is spliced from 4 exons.